AUGAAUCUCAAGAUGCCGGCCGUCCCGGAUGAACCAACACUUGAGGCUGUUCAAGAAAAUACUCGAGAGGCAAUCAAGUCACUCUUUGCCUUUCUCCAUGCCCAGGGCCAAGGCGACUACCUCGGGGAACGGGUAACCCAGCUCGAGCAUUCACUGCAAUGUGCUCAUUUGGCAACCGAGUCCGCAGAAUACGGCCAAGAUAUUGAAGUUAUCCUAGCUGCAUUACUGCACGAUGUCGGACGCUUCAUUCCAGCUGCUGAAAAAAUGGGCAAGAUGAUUACCCCCGAAGGUCAAUACAUUGGCCGACAGAGCCACGAGAUUCUGGGCGAGUCUUACUUGCGAUCCAUUGGAUUCAGUGAGAGAGUGUGUCAGCUGGUUGGCGCACAUGUCAUGGCAAAGCGGUAUUUGGUUGCUACGGAUAAGAGCUACCAUGAUGAUCUGAGUGAGACUAGUAAACGUACUUUGCGUUUCCAGGGUGGGGGGUUCACUGAAGACCAGGUCGCCGAGGCACAGAAAGACCCAUGGCUCGAGGCCAAGUUAGCCGUGAGACGGUGGGAUGACUUAGCCAAGAAGCCGGAUUUGACUGUGCCUCCGCUGGAGCUGUAUGAAGAGAUGGCUUACGAAUGCCUUUUGAAAUCCCGAUCCAAGUUCAGGCUGCACUCGAAAGAAUACCGCACCCCCACUCAAGAAACUGUGGUAAUUUGCAUCGACGGUUUCGACCCCGAGUAUCUGCGCUCGGGCUUUGCAAGAGCUCUUCUGCCCAACUUCAAGAAGCUGAUCGACAAUGGGUUCCAUGCUACAGCGAAAAGCUGUAUGCCGUCAUUCACCAAUCCCAACAACGUCUCCAUCAUCACCGGUGCACCCCCCUCUGUUCAUGGAAUCGCAGGGAACUUCUUCCUUGACCGCGAGACCGGCGAAGAAAAGAUGAUCACGGACGAUUCUUUGCUCAGAGGAUCUACACUGCUCGAGCAAAUGUACCGGCGAGGUGUUCGUAUCGCCGCUAUCACUGCCAAGGACAAGCUGCGCAAGAUCCUUGCCCAUGGUCUAAAGAGUGGUGCCAUCUGUUUCUCCGCAGAGCGUGCGGCUGAAUGUACCCUUGAAGAUAACGGCAUCGCUGAUGUUGAGAAGUGGCUUGGCCAGCCAGCUCCAAGCCAGUAUUCUGGGACAUUGUCGUUGUUCGUGCUGGAUGCGGGUAUCAAAUUGCUGCAAGAGAAGAGGUCGGACUUCCUUUAUCUGACUUUAUCCGACUACAUCCAGCACAAGUAUGCGCCUGGCAGUAAAGAGGCUGAUGACUUUAUGGGUGCAAUUGACGAGCGACUGGGAAAUCUCAUGGGGUUGGCUUCCGUUGUGGGCGUCACUGGCGACCACGGAAUGAGCCAAAAGUCGAACGAGGCCGGAGAGCCCAAUGUACUGUUUCUCGAGGAAGCUCUCAACGAGAAAUUCGGCGCUGAUGCAUCCCGGGUCAUCUGCCCCAUCACAGACCCAUUCGUCAGACACCAUGGUGCGCUGGGCUCCUUUGUGCGUGUCUAUCUGAAAGAUCUCUCGCAGCUAAAGCUUAUGCUUUCGCAUUGCUGCUCUCUUCCCGAAGUCGAGGAAGCUCUGAGCGGAGAAGAUGCAGCACGGAAGUACGAAAUGCCCGUUGAUCGCGAAGGCGACAUUGUGGUAAUUUCCAAAUCCCAUGCCGUGAUUGGAAGCAAAAAGGCCGAUCAUGAUCUUUCCAACGUGAAAGACCACCCCUUACGAUCACACGGCGGUCUCAGCGAGCAAGACAUUCCCGUUAUCAUGUCGAAACCUCGGGUACCAGCAAAGGCAGCCCCGGUAAAGCAGUGGAGAAACUACGACAUCUUUGAUCUUGUGCUCAAUUGGUCGUCAUGA
This is a messenger RNA of Penicillium atrosanguineum, 1875 nucleotides long. RefSeq lists its product as uncharacterized. Gene Ontology annotation, molecular function: phosphonoacetate hydrolase activity. Bases 1 to 1875 code for a protein of 624 amino acids. The transcript has 3 exons. The record is from RefSeq and is a predicted model, not a curated record. NCBI's taxonomy places the organism in Eukaryota, Fungi, Ascomycota, Eurotiomycetes, Eurotiales, Aspergillaceae.